AGGCGAGUGCAGAGCACCUUAGCAACUUAAAGCGCCCUAGACAACACACUAGUCAAUCCAUAUUCAUACAAGUAUUGUGGGCACUUCUUUGGAUUAUCAGUUAAAACAGGUGUUAUAAACAGAGAUUGACUCGGUAGGGGAGUUUUACAGCAAGAGAAAAUGACUACAGUAGCUUUUGGUGGUGGACCUAGUCUUGACCAAAGACGAAAUUUCGCUGCUUUGAGAGAUGGUACACACGUGCCAGGAUAUAGAGGAUACUGUCCACAGAUCAAAUACAGAGUUGGCAAAACCUAUGGAACCGAUACUCACGAACUGGCCGAUGGCACUAUUCAUGUUGCACCAACCAAUAACGUUGUUGCUCAUCCACAACAUAUUCCCAGGGUAACCACUCAGUUACCAGAAUCUACUGGUGACAAUAAAUAUACACAAAAUAUGGUGCCUGGCUACACAGGAUAUAUACCAAGGAUGCCAUUUAAAUUUGGAAAUACUUAUAAAGAAGACUGUGAUGUGUGUAUAGAUCAGCAUUUAACCAAUUAUAAAUAUCAUGAUGCAAAAUUAAAUGACUUACAAAAACAAGUCAGUGGUUAUCCACGACUAAGGGCUAUAUCUUUUGACCCAGAAGUACGAGACAAAUUAAAUAUGUACAGAGAUACGCACCCACAAAGAGAAAUAUUGUUAGAAAACAAAAGACCUUUAACAGAACCUCCUAUUCCUGGUUACCGUGGUUACAUACCUAGAAUCAAAACAACCGAGCAAGGUUUAGGAUGUAGAUACAACCAGACAACAAAGAAAGGUUUAGAAAUGUUUGCACAAGAAACAGCAAGACAUGCAAGAUUUGCAGGAUCAGAGAUCCCACAAGCUUUAAAAAGUGUACCAUCAGAAACAUUGGGAUUGACAGGACCACACCCACCAAUGGGUAGUGCUAGUGUAGACUUUGGUACAUCAACAUACAGAAGAUUAUAUCAAAACGAUGGCAUGAUUCCUAAAUAUACAGGAUAUAUACCACAUAAAAGAUAUGUGUUUGGAAACACUUACGGAGACACAACAAGGAAACUUUCAGUGUGUGGACACCAAAGUGAAAACUAUGGAACAUAUAUUCGCUCAAAAACAAUGGCAUAAAUAGAUGGACUUAAUUUCUGAUAAGUUUGUCAAUAUAAAACUGUGACUGAAUAACUAAUUAAAUAUCAUUUAUGUAGAGCUUUAACUAAAGUGCAUUUAUAGAAUCAUGUGUAGUAUUUCAUAUUUAAAUGAAAGUAAUUAACCAAACUCAACAAUAUAUGUAGGUCUACUACUGUAUAAUAUUAUGUUGUCAGGUUGCUAAGAGAUUUUAUAAGUACAAAAAUGUUAAACUGUUUACCAUUAGCAGAAAGAAGCAUUAAUAGAAUGAAACACAUUUUGUUUCAUCAUUGUAACACCAAGUUAAAAAGUUUAUCAGUAAGAUAUGAGAAAAAAAACUUAUGUAGGCCUGUGUCAAUGUUGAUUUUAAAUAGGCAGAUGGUUUCAGCAUAGUGAAUUUCAUUAGCAAUGGAAAGAAAUAUAAAUCGUUAAAGCGAUACUUAUAUUUUGAAUAUUGUUAUUGUUGUGUUAUUUUUAAGUAUGAACAUAAGACUGUUUGCUAUUGAGAUAAGGUCAGGAGUAUUGACUCCUAGGCAGUAUUUGAGUUUAUCAACUGAUGUCUCAUAGAAUUUAGCUCAGUUUAUUUAUCAUUUAUUAUAUCUGAAAAUUGUUAAAGUGUCAGCUUUACUAAUCAAAAGUAUCAAUCCCUGAGUGAUUUGUCUGUUUUAGUGACUACAAAAAAAAGAUUUUUUUUUAUUCCUGAUAAUUAGUGCAUCUAGUGUUUAGAGAAAAACUGAUUUAUUUUUUUAUCAAGUUCUUGCAUAUUAUAUACUUUUUUUUAUCUAUUUAGUUCAUAUUGAGUACUGUUAUUUUUUUCCGUCCAUGUUAAACAUGUUCUUAUUUUGCCUUUUAUGAAAUAAUGUCUGUGAUUAUUUAAGAGAUAUUUUAGUACUAUUUUUUUAUUUAACAUUCCAUUGUGUUUUGUUAUUGUUUAUUUGUUUUGUUAUUGUAAUAACCAUUCUGUGAUAUACCUUGUAUUACCUUCAGUGCAUGUAUCAACAAUAAUUUAAUCAACUUUUGUUUCUUCUCCAUUGAUGAGAAAAGCUUCUUUUGCUCAAAAGUUUUAAAAAAAAAUGGGAGCAUUUUUAAAAGAAAACAGAAAUAUAUUUUCAUCCAAUAAUAGGCAGGUGAGUUUGUUGUAGCUGUGCUACACAUUAGAUACAGGAAAUAUAUCAGCCAUGUAUGAUAAUUCCUCUGUCUGUUUGCUAACGAUAACACUAAAGCUUUAUUACAAAGAACUAUUUUUUAAGUCUUUUAUCUUUUUAAUGGGGCAGCCAAAAAUAAGUCUGAAAAUUUAAAAGAUGGGGAAAGUACUUGAUACAAGUGCCAAAGUUUUUUUUUCAUGUUUACAUUGUCUAAAUGUACCACUUGACUGUAUCAGAUCUGUUAAUUCUUUUUUUUUUUUUUUUAACAUGGAAAGAAUAUGAAAAUUGAAAUAAUGAAUUAAGUACUGUGUACUCUUAUUUCACUUCUACUUAAUUUUUUGAUAUUUUUAUUUUAUUUGUUUUGUUUUACUGCCCAUGCACUUAUUAACUCUCACAAUUGUAAAUAGUUAAAAUUUAACCUAUUACAUGUCAGAGUGUAUAGAUAUUAGAAGCCUUGGAUACAUUAGAAAUUCCUAAGAGAUUUUACAAUUUGCCUUAAUUGCUCAAUACUUAGAUUCUAUAGAAAAUAAUAAAACAAAAAAAUUGUGUUGUUAUUUUAGUGAGAAAACUAUUAAUUUCAUUGAUUGUCACCAAAAUAUAAAUAAUGUUUUAAAAGGUUUGAAAACUGCAAUACUGUUAAAAAAUAUGUCAGUUUUUUUUUCAAGUAAUCAGCUGAUCGUGUAAUAUUUCUAAAGCCACGUUUUCAUUUUUAUACAGAAAAUGUCACUUUAUCCUAUACUUGCUUAAAUUAAUUUCAGAAUUCUUUAAACACUUGUCUUAACCUGAGCAUUUUUUCUGCUAGUUUUCUCACUAUAAAUAAGGAAAUAUUUUCAUGUUUUUUCUUUAUGUGGAAUAGAGGACGCAUAAUGAUUUUGGAACAUAAUAUAUGUGGAAUUGUUUUGUGCUAUUAACCUUUUUAAGAGAGUAUCAUAUAUAGACAUAAGCUCAGGAUAAAAUAAAACUAUUUUAACAAUGA
Molecule: messenger RNA, 3237 nt
Organism: Mytilus californianus (California mussel)
Lineage: Eukaryota; Metazoa; Mollusca; Bivalvia; Mytilida; Mytilidae
Product: protein FAM166B-like
Exons: 7
Coding region: 160-1119 (319 amino acids)
Source: RefSeq, a predicted model, not a curated record